CUCUCCCUCCCCGACACUGUAGCCUCCCGACAUCGACCUGCGCCGUCGCCGUCGCGUCGCUUCCGACGACCGACGGCCGGCAGUGGGGCCGCGACGCCAGCGACGCACGCACCAGGAGGGCGCGGCCGACGUCGGAGAUGCCGGGAGGGGAGUCGGCCAAAUACAGCUGCUUCUGUGGCCUCUCACAGGACGAGAAGAGGCGGAAAUGGUUCGCAGGUCGCUGCCCAAUGUGCCACACCAAGACCAAGUACCCGCUCCGGCAGCAGGGCUCCUUCGACACCGCUACCGCUGAGCCGACCAGCGCCCGGGGCGGCGGCGGCGGCGGCGGCGGCGGCGGCGGGGGCGACAGACUGACCGGAAAGGGCCGCAGUCGCAGUGAGGAGCGACUACAUGGCUGCCGGCUCACAGACGUGCCGCCGCCCCUGUACUCGCACCGCCCGCCGCGGCGAGACGCCAGCACAGAAUGGCUGGACCCGGCGGCGCUGUCCACCAGCCCGCCGCCUCCGUACGCCACGGCGAGACACACGCGGCCGCCGCUACCGGCCUACCCCGAUAUGGGCGACAGCGGCCGGGGCAGUAUUGCGGGACAGUCUACCGACCAGGCGGCGGCGAUGGCGGCGACAUCUAUGGACGGCGCGGCGAACUGCCCCGACUGUCCGAGCUGCAAUGACCUGGCCGCCGAGAUGGAGCAGAGAGAGUAUGAGAGGCGGCUGAUGGAACAGUACUCGGACUCCAACGGACGCGUAUGCACCUGCGCCAAGUGCCAGGAGCGGUUCCACGAGCUGUACCGCCAGAUGAACGACGACAGCGCUCUACCGAUGGCCACCCCAAUGCUGAUGCAGGACGUGCUCAGUGACGGCCUGGCCUUCUGCGUCAUCCAGUGACUCGGUAAACAUCAUGGAAUGGCGGCAGCGAGGUUACUGUCGGCCGCCACCGGCCAGCGCUUUUGACCGGAGAACUACCGACCGUCGAGCCCGAGAGGCGAUGAGACUGCAAGGGAAUUCUCUAGUGACGACUGCAGGGUGGUAUGUGAAGCCGCUUGUAUCGCAUUCAGCGCCAAUGUCGCCGAAAAGACGCGACAGUGCGCAAAGUAGCUUGUCACGGGCGUGGGUCGGGGGUAUGUGGGGCUGUUUAAUGGUAUUAUUGUCUGAUCUGCGGGAGAGAGAGAGAGAGAGAGAGAGAGAGAGAGAGAGAGAGAGAGAGAGAGAGAGAGAGAGAGAGAGAGAGAGAGAGAGAGAGAGAGAGAGAGAGAGAGAGAGAGAGAGAGAGAGAGAGAGAGAGGCACACGCACAACAGAUGGCAGUAUGACCGGGUCACCGCUGGCCGAAGGUCACCAUCCGACCCCUGCACGUUAGCUGUUAACUAACCGUCGUAUCGUGUGCCGCAUUCGAUGUUCGGAUUAUUGUUUGAGGCGGGAGUGAGCACCAAGCAUGUUCAAUGUCAGAUCGGGACAGUGAAAAGAAACACGUGACAACAGUCACGUAUAUACUUUGACCGAAUCUCAAGUAGUGGCCAACACUUGCACGGGUUAUUGCAGCUUAAGAAGCCCAACGUUAGUUCUAAAUAGCUUAUCUCCAUAUGCUAAAGUAA
This is a messenger RNA of Amphibalanus amphitrite, 1590 nucleotides long. RefSeq names its product transmembrane protein 121B-like. The transcript is spliced from 6 exons. Lineage: Eukaryota; Metazoa; Arthropoda; Thecostraca; Balanomorpha; Balanidae. The record is from RefSeq and is a predicted model, not a curated record. Bases 138 to 884 code for a protein of 248 amino acids.